Molecule: messenger RNA, 1317 nt
Organism: Babesia microti strain RI
Lineage: Eukaryota; Apicomplexa; Aconoidasida; Piroplasmida; Babesiidae
Exons: 3
Coding region: 1-1317 (438 amino acids)
Source: RefSeq, a predicted model, not a curated record
AUGAGAUGGCGUAAUUUAUUAUAUGCACCAUUAUAUGUGCAAUAUUUCAUAAUUUCAACCAACACAUCAGCAGUAUAUUCCAUUUGCACAUAUCCUUUGGGCUAUAGUGGACUUUGUAGCACAAAGACAACAUCUAAAUGCCGUCAAUCAAUUGCAAAUCACAUACCAACAACUUUUGUUCCAACAUAUUUUAAAAUUAAAAAUAAUUACUCGUUGCAACAUAUCGGAGUAUUUAACUACUUAAGGGAUAAAUUGGACAAUUUUUUGCAGGGCCAAUGGUUCGUUCCUCCAGUGCCAACUGGGCCAAAGCCCUCGGAAAUUAUCGCAGCCAGAGGGUCACUGCAGACGGACGAAGAGACAGCACAGUUGUUGUAUGAUCUGGGCUUGGAUGAAGAUGCGAAUGCCGAUGAAGUGAUCUCCGCGAUGGAACACCAACUGUCAAUCUUACCUGAAGACAGGCAUGAGGAAUUACGACAACAGGUGGAUGAGCUGCUACGAAAGAAAUUUGUGGAAUUGUUCAGGGAGUUUGAGGAAAAAAUGGAACAAGGACCAGAGAUAUGGCGGGAACUUUGGGACCCUUCAAAGGAUCCUGAUAAUUCAUUGGAGUCAUUAGUUAAUGAAAAAGAGCUUAGUGAUGAUGGAAGGAGAUUAAUUAAAGCCGCAUUGAGGAAAAAAAGAAUUGAUGCCUUUUUAUAUACCUUAGACUUGGGCGGGUUGAUAAGAUUUACCGAUAAGAAGCUGUUAAAUCAGCGGCUGUGGAAGGUACAAUUUUUGAUGCUACCUGUACUAGCUAUGAGCAUAUUUGAACGUCUAUCGCCUACUUGCAUGGCUCUCCAGUCCAUGAUAGCCACCAAGCUCAUUUCAGAAUGUGCCAACCAUGAUUCCACACCUCCACUGGAUUCAUCAACUGACCCGGCGGGUUCAGUUGCAACUAUGGGAAACGAAUCUCCAACAACAGCCAGAACCCAACGUUCCUUAUCUGCCCGAUCAAUGAUGACAUCUAUGGUGGUGUUGUCUACCUCUUUAAUUGGGACUGUGAUAUCCAGGAUCGCACAGCAAGUCAUCAAGAACUUAUUACAGUUACCCUACUUGAAUGAUCUCGCUCCAACAGUAAUAACUGCAUUUUGCGUAAACACGUGCUUGAUCAUAUCAUCGCUCCUGGUAGACACGAGCCCAAUGAAUGCUGAACAACAGAGGCUACAUGAUUUGGCGCGGCUUGAAAAACUACCAUUUCCAAGCAACAUCAAUGGGCUUUCAGAGAUAACCAGUUCCACUGCAGACACCGAUGAUUCCGACGAUUUGAUCAUCCACUGUUAA